This is a messenger RNA of Penicillium canariense, 195 nucleotides long. RefSeq names its product alpha/beta-hydrolase. The transcript is spliced from 2 exons. Bases 1 to 195 code for a protein of 64 amino acids. NCBI's taxonomy places the organism in Eukaryota, Fungi, Ascomycota, Eurotiomycetes, Eurotiales, Aspergillaceae. The record is from RefSeq and is a predicted model, not a curated record.
AUGCCCAUGCUGGGUGGAAAGUGGCUUCCUUGGAUGCUUCUCCGGGUACGAAACCGCUUCUACCCCGGCAUGACCCUCGAGGCGCAAGCAGCCGUCAUCUCCCAGCUGAAGCCACACACUAAGAACUCCUUCCUCGAGCCCGCUAUCUUCGAGCCCUGGCACGAGAUGCUAUCUAGGUACCUCUUCUGUGAAUAG